AUGAACCACUCUCCGCUCAAGACGGCCCUGGCCUACGAAUGCUUCCCCGACCAGGACAACUCCACCCUGGCUCUGCCCUCCGACCAGAAGAUGAAGACGGGCACCUCGGGGAAGCAGCGGGUCCGGGAGCAGGUGAUGAUGACCGUCAAGAGGCAGAAGCCCAAGACUUCCCAGGCCUCCACGCUCAGCCACUCCAACCGAGGUUCCAUGUAUGAUGGAUUGGCUGACAACUACAACUAUGGGACCACUAACCGGAGCAGCUAUUACUCCAAAUUCCAGGCUGGGAAUGGUGCCUGGGGGUAUCCGAUCUACAACGGGACCCUGAAACGGGAGGCAGACAAUAGGCGCUUCAGCUCCUACAGCCAAAUGGAGAACUGGGGCCGCCAGUACAGCCGCGGUCCCUGCCCCGGCCCGGGUAGCGACACCUGCUUCCUACAGAACAUCAAGGCCAGCCGCAGUGAGCCCGACCUGUACUGCGACCCCCGGGGUACCCUGAGGAAGGGCUAUGGGGGCGGCAGGGCCCAGAAGACCACUCAGAGCCGCUACAGCUUUUACAGCACCUGCAGCACCCAGAAGACUGGCAAAAAGUGCCCCGGCCAGCCCCCCUCCUGCACCUCCAAACAGGACCCUGUCUACAUCCCACCCAUCUCCUGCAACAAGGACCACUCCUUCGGACACUCCCGUGCCAGCUCCAAGAUCUGCAGUGAGGACAUAGAGUGCAGCGGAUUGACCAUCCCCAAAGCAGUCCAGUUCCUGUGUUCCCCCGAUGAGAAGUACCAAGCCAUCGGGGCCUAUUACAUCCAGCACACCUGCUUCCAGGAUGAAUGUGCCAAACAAGAGGUCUAUCAGCUGGGCGGCAUCUGCAAGCUCGUGGACCUGCUGCGCAGCCACAACCAGAAUGUCCAGCAGGCAGCUGCCGGGGCACUCCGCAACCUGGUGUUCAGGAGUAACCCCAACAAGAUCGAGACUCAGCGCCAGAACGGCAUCCGGGAGGCGGUCACCCUCCUGCGCAGAACUGGGAACACUGAGAUCCAGAAACAACUGACAGGCCUCCUCUGGAACCUGUCCUCCACUGAUGAACUGAAGCAGGAGCUGAUCAACGAAGCUCUCUCUGUCCUGGCCGACAGGGUCAUCAUCCCCUUCUCUGGGUGGUGUGAUGGCAACAGUAACCGGUCCAGGGACAUCGUGGACCCAGAGGUCUUUUUCAAUGCCACAGGCUGCUUGAGGAACCUGAGCUCGGCCGAUGCCGGCCGCCACGCCAUGCGGAACUACGGAGGCCUGAUUGACUCCCUCAUGGCUUAUGUGCAGAACUGUGUGUCCGCAGGCCGCUGUGAUGACAAGUCCGUGGAGAAUUGCAUGUGCAUCCUGCACAAUCUGUCCUACCGCCUGGAUGCCGAAGUCCCCAACAAGUACAGCCAGCUGGACCACAACGCCCGCCACGCCUACACGGACAAGUCUUCCACUGGCUGUUUCAGCAACAAGAGCGACAAGAUGAUGAAUAACAACUACGACCUGCCCCUGCCUGAAGAGGACACCAAGCCUAAAGGCACCAACUGGCUGUACCAUUCUGAUGCCGUCCGGACCUACCUGUCCCUAAUGGGCAAGAGCAAGAAGGAUGCCACCCUGGAAGCCUGUGCCGGGGCCCUGCAGAACCUCACUGCCAGCAAAGGGCUGAUGUCCAACGGCAUGAGCCAGAUGAUUGCGCUGAGAGAGAAGGGCCUGCCCCAGAUCACCCGCCUCCUCCAGUCGGGGAAUUCUGAUGUGGUCCGGUCGGGAGCAUCUCUGCUGAGUAACAUGUCUCGCCACCCUGUGCUCCACAGGGCCAUGGGUAACCAAGUGUUUCCUGAGAUGACCCGCCUCCUAUCUAGCCAGACCUGCAACACCAGCAACUCAGAAGACAUCACAUCUUCUGCCUGCUACACCACGAGGAACCUGAUGACCUCCCUGCCCCAGAUGGCUAAGCAGUACUUCUCCAGUAGCCUGCUGAACAACCUGGUGAACAUGUGCCGAAGCGGUACCUCUCCCAAGGCCGCCGAAGCUGCCCGUCUGCUCUUGUCUGACAUGUGGUCACACAAGGACCUCCAGGGAAUCCUCAGGCAGCAAGGGUUUGACAGGAACAUGCUGGGGGCCUUAACCGGGGCCAACACGCUCAGGAACUUCACCUCCCGCUUCUAAGGAGAGGCUGCCAGAGCUGGUUCAACCUGCAGAGAGUCUGGGGCUCAGGCCUGUGGGUGCUUCUUCUCUGAUGGAUCGCUAAGCCGUUCAUCCUUCGCAGCAUUUGCCAAAGCUACAACAAAUCGAAAAGCAAAAGAAAUUUGAAAACU
Molecule: messenger RNA, 2324 nt
Organism: Tachyglossus aculeatus (Australian echidna)
Lineage: Eukaryota; Metazoa; Chordata; Mammalia; Monotremata; Tachyglossidae
Gene: PKP1
Product: plakophilin 1
Exons: 14
Coding region: 1-2175 (724 amino acids)
Biological process (GO): cell-cell adhesion; cell-cell junction assembly; intermediate filament bundle assembly
Cellular component (GO): nucleus; plasma membrane; cytoplasm
Molecular function (GO): cadherin binding
Source: RefSeq, a predicted model, not a curated record